Nymphaea colorata (pocket water lily) is the source of this 1986-nucleotide messenger RNA. RefSeq names its product G-type lectin S-receptor-like serine/threonine-protein kinase At4g03230. The record is from RefSeq and is a predicted model, not a curated record. The transcript has 7 exons. Bases 102 to 1892 code for a protein of 596 amino acids. Gene Ontology annotation, molecular function: protein kinase activity; ATP binding. Gene Ontology annotation, biological process: recognition of pollen; protein phosphorylation. NCBI's taxonomy places the organism in Eukaryota, Viridiplantae, Streptophyta, Magnoliopsida, Nymphaeales, Nymphaeaceae.
ACCCAAAUGGAACAGCCCAGAUCCUUCUACUCUGGAAGAGGACCCAGCAGUACUGGACAACUGGUCUUUGGGAUGGUCAUAUUUUCGGUAAAGUGCCUGAGAUGAGAGGCUCGCCCAUCAACUUUCCAUUUACCUCAAACGAAAAUGUAAGUUAUUUCACUUAUAUAGUAAAAGUGGAAAACGCCAUAUAUUUUAGGUACGUGGUCGAUUACACCGGACAGGUCAAGCUAUUCAUAUGGGCGAAGGGUAGAGUACAGUGGUUAAAUUUCUGGGUUGGGCCCGCAGAGGAUCAAAUCUGCAGUGUCUAUGGCCUCUGUGGAGCUUUUGGGGUUUGUAAUCGGGAGAACUUGAACCACUGCCAGUGCCUCAGCGGGUUCGAGCCUGCAUCUUUUACAGAUUGGGAACUGAAUGAUUGGUCUGGAGGGUGCAGAAGGAAGAAAAAGUUGGGCUGCGGAAGCGACCAGUUUGCCUUGCAGACGGGGAUGAGGCUUGCUUCCAAUGUCAGUGUUGCGACGGUAGCGGAAAGUGCCGAGGGAUGUAGAUCGGCUUGCUUGAAAGCUUGUUCAUGUACAGCCUAUUCUUAUCAGCACAGCAAGUGUUCCCUGUGGAAAGGAGAUCUUUUCAAUCUACAACUGUUGUCUGAUGGCAGUGGAGACGAUAUUUACAUUCGACUAGCAGAGUUAGAGACACUCAACAAUGAGACCACGAAGAAACAGCAGCCCACUGCCCUGAUCAAUAGAGGUGCAAUUGGAGGUGGUGGCAGGAAACACUGGCGAGUUACAAUUUCCCUGACUGUUACUCUGGCGGUGAUGCUAUCUGCUGCCACAGGAGCCUACAUUUUCUGGAGGUGCAAGACUAAAAUAAUAGGAGAAGGGGAAGAGAGCAGAGGGCAAGAGCUACCGAUGUUUGAUCUGGGAGAUAUCAUGGCAGCAACCAACAAAUUCUCUGAAUCAAACAAGCUUGGACAGGGAGGCUUUGGUUCUGUUUAUAAAGGUAAUCUUGCAGGAGAGCAAGUGGCUGUGAAAAGGUUGUCCUUGGAAUCAGCGCAGGGGCUCGAGGAAUUCAUGAACGAAGUGAAGUUGAUAGCAAAGCUUCAGCACAGAAACCUGGUUGACCUUUUAGGGUGCUGUGUCGAGGGAGAAGAGAAGAUUUUGGUCUACGAGUUUAUGCCCAACAAAAGCCUCGACAAAUUCCUCUUCGAUCAGACAUUGGACCCGCCGUUGAACUGGGAGAAACGCUUUGAGAUAGUGAUGGGGAUUGCUCGUGGGCUUCAGUAUCUCCAUCAAGAAUCUAGGCUCAAAGUGAUCCACAGGGAUCUCAAAACAAGCAACAUUCUGCUCGAUGGAGAGAUGAACCCAAAAAUUUCAGACUUCGGACUAGCCAGAAUUCUUGGUGGUGAUCAAACUCAAGCAAGUACUGUCAGAGUUGUAGGAACCUAUGGGUACAUGCCGCCAGAAUAUGCAUUGGAAGGGCGCUACUCCGCCAAAUCUGAUGUCUUCAGCUUUGGAGUCAUAGCCCUCGAGAUUGUGAGUGGGAAGAAGAUGACAAGUUUCCAAGAUGCAGAGGACUCCAUGAAUCUAUUAGGACAUGCAUGGAAGCUAUGGAAUGAGGGCAAGGGAUUGGAUCUCCUUGAUCCAUUAUUAGGAAAACGAUGCCAAUUAUAUCAGGUGAUGAGGUGCAUCAAUGUGGGCCUGCUGUGUGUUCAAGCGAAUGCAACCGAUCGUCCAAAGAUGUCCUCCAUUGUCCUUAUGCUAAGCAGUAGUUUCUCUGCAACUCUGCCAGUACCUAAGCAGCCAGCCUUUUCUUACAAAGAUAGACAUCGGGAAUUGGGUUCAUGUCCUAUGGGAAGUGAACCAUCGACAACCCCAAUUUCAAUGGUGGAAGCCAGAUAAUAGUCAAGAAUACAAGAAUUGACGGUUUCAGAGGAUCGUUAUUGGUUUUGAUGUUUCUGAAAUAAUUGGACCAAAUUUGCUGCAAAAUAUGAUA